Carcharodon carcharias (great white shark) is the source of this 3340-nucleotide messenger RNA. Its product is annotated as inhibitor of nuclear factor kappa-B kinase-interacting protein-like. The record is from RefSeq and is a predicted model, not a curated record. Bases 282 to 1298 code for a protein of 338 amino acids. The transcript has 3 exons. NCBI's taxonomy places the organism in Eukaryota, Metazoa, Chordata, Chondrichthyes, Lamniformes, Lamnidae.
GUCCAUUCUAUUCUUCAUACGCUUACGCUGUUGCCACGACCAACAAACAAUAUAUUGUUGGCGGUCGCGCAAAGGGAACUCGUAAAGGCAAAUAAAAGUAACUCCCAUCUUUAGCGGAUGAGACGGUGGGCGGUGUCGGUCGAGGUCCCCUCAUCCCCGCCAACAGUGGAGUUUGGGCAGAGAUUUCUUCGGAAGUUUUGAACGGAGCAUCUGGGCCUCUUUGACAAGGGGAGCUCGGGGGUCUGUGCGGGAAGAUUUGUAAGAGAGUUCGACUUUGCGAGAUGUCCAGUGAAGCGAGGCAGAGGAAGAAAAACGUCGCUGCCAGCAAGCAAAGCGACGGAGUGAGAGAGCAGGCUGUGAAAGGGAAGGUGUCGGAAGAUCAGGAGCCCGAGGGCGGGCGAUGCUGCCGGCCGCUCGGCGUGAGGAAUGCACUGUGUUUGCUCUCACUGCUCGCCAGCGCGGCACUCGCUGGGCUCAUGUACCAGCAGUCAGCUAAGUUUGCUGAGGUGGAACAAAAGUACCAGCAACUGUACAUGAGAUCUGUAGCUGCCCAGGCCCUAGAAGAUGAAUUAAGCAAAGUUUCAAAAAAGCUGGAUUCAUCAGAAGAAGUCCUGCAGAAAGCACUGUCAUCUAGUUCGGUCAUGACCCUCUUUGAACAGGAGAUGUCAGAACUCCGUAGCAGUAUGACUAGCUUACAGAAUAAAGAACAGACAAUAGCAAGAAAAAUGCAGAAUGUCAAUAAGAACUUCCAAAAUAUUUCAGAUACCUGGAAACAAAGCUUAAAUGAAAUAAACAGUGAGAUUGCAAACUUGAAGUCAGAGUCAAAGAACAUGCAUAACAAAAUAUCAUCAGAAAUUAAUACAGUUGAACAAGGUGUAAAGGAUCUCACUGAAAAAAUGGAAGAUUUAGAAGUGAGCACCAUAAGAAAUACAAAGGCAAUCAAGCGACAAGAGGAGGAGGAUUUAGGUGGCCUUGAAAAGCAAGCAAACUGGAAUACAAGAACCAUUGAGAGAUUAGUUGAACAACAGAUCAAUUUGAUUUCAAAGGAUAGAGAGUUAGUAGAAAAACUGACUGAGUAUGAACCUAAACUUAAAGAAUGUCAAGAGCAUCUUCCAUCAAUUGAUGAUGGUGUCCAUUCCAUCCUUAAGGUAUCCAGUGAUCUCCUUAACACUGAAAAGAAAAUGGAUGACAUGACUGUCCAGAUAUUUAACUUGGAGGAUAACAUGCUAAAAGUCGUAACUGAGAUAUUAGAUAUAAAAAAAGAGCUGGAACUGUUACUGUCUGAUAAUACCAUUUAAAAGCCAAUAAAUAACCUGAAUACCAUGAAAGUUACUGCAAUGGGACAUAAUAGAACUAUAAGAAAAAGGCAAGAGUCCUGAAGAAGCAUUCUACAAUUAAAUGCUCCAUUAUAGUGCGUGCACAAGUGUAAUUGAACAGUGAUAUGCAAGAGGCACAGUUUGAUACAUUCUAGCUUUGCUUUUGGGAAAAGUAAAGUUCUCUUGGUGCAAACGUAAUCAUCUGCAUCAAGUGCUGGUUAUUGUGCUUCAACUGCUGGUAAAAGAAAUGACAGGACAUUUCCGACUUCUGCAAGAUAAGCAUCAUUGGUAAUGGCGCAACGCAGAAGAUUGCAUUGGAUUAAUGCAAAAAAGCUUUAUAGAUGCUGAAAAUUAGAGUCUUUGAAGAGCUUUUAAAAGGUCACUGGUGAAUUAAGAUUUUGAGUUGAUCUAACAUACACCAACGCUUUAAUAUUUUUCUCACUCAAUAUGUAAUUAAGGUGAUUUACAGUGAUUUAGAAUCAACAUAAUUAACACUUUUUCACACACAGCAUUUUAACUAAAAUUAAACGAAAGUGCAAAUUGCUGUGUUGGCUCAGUUCUAAGGUGAGAGUUGAGGAAACAUUACAAUUUGUAAUUUUCUAAAAUAAAAAUCAUAAUAUUUGUUUUCUGCCAUUGUUCACAGAAUAGAUACAUUACUAAUUUUACGUCAGUGAUGACGUCUCCACUGAAUGAAACAUUGGCGGCAAUUUGAAGGAUGUGUUUGUUGUGAUAAGCAACUCGUGUGUGCAAUUGCAUCCAUGCCUUUUAGAGAAAUUCAAGUAUAGUGAGCUCUGAGGGGUGACUUUAGAUUAACUAUUUAAUAUAAUUGGAAAAGUUCAAUUAAAAGGCAGAUCAGAAGCACAAAGUUAAAUUAAUCCUUCAGGGAUUGAGGAUGGAAUCUUCCAAACUUUUAAAAUUCUCUGACGUCGGGGCAUUUUCCAAGUUUGACCCAGUUCGUGUCUGCAAUGUGCUUUAUGGCACAAUAUUAGGGGUGGCAGCCAAACAACAGGCUGCCUCCAUAUUUGCUGCCCAAUUAGGGAAGGUUGAUUGGGGGUUUCUGAGGUGAGAGCUCAGGCCAGUGCUUCCCACUUUAAGGGAGGCCAGCAGCUCCCACUGAGGCUCUAGCAGUAGUAGUGUCAGGGGAGCUCUGCAGCCACCAGCAGCACCAGAGGAGUGGCUGAGGCGGGAACCCCAUGGCAAUUAGAGACAACUGUCUUCACAAAUUCCACGCUCAACAGCAAGGCUGUGCGAUGAAGAACAGCAGCCUUGCCAUUUUCUGCUGGUAUCAUUUAAAUUUCAAUCCACCCUCACACUGUGCAGCUGCCUCCUUCUAUGGGGUGUGGACACAGCGGGAGGGCCACAACAUUGCUGAGUGUUUUCCAAGUCUUCUGCAUAUGGACAUGGACUGCCAAUACCUGAGGAGUUGCAAAUGAUGCAAUCAUCAGCAAACAUCCCCACUUCUGACCUUAUGAUGGAGAGAAGUUCAUUGACGAAGCAGCCAAACAUGGCUGAGUCCAGGACACUACUCACACUGCAUGAUUAUAUAAAAAGUGUAAGAAAAUAAAUAUAUUUUACAAUAGAAGACCAUAGGAGCUCUAAAUUAAGAUGGAAUUAUUUUUUAAAAAGAGAAAUGUACGACAGUAAGUCAGAGAAAGCAUAUAGGAAACUUUCAUCAGGAACUGCGGUAUUACACAAUUAUAUGAAAUAACCUGUUGUCCUGUGCAGUAAAUAAUGGCAUCCUAUUCUAUGUAUGUACCAAAUGGCGUGGUGACUUUGAGUUAAUAAGAGACAUAUUCUAAAUAACCACUAUGUAACAAUUAUUCCAUUCAGCAAACCCUAAGCAAGCAUUGAAUUUGAAUUGAAUUUGCAUAACACAUUUGCAAAAACAGGCUACAUUAACACUAUAGCUAUAGUACAGUUUUUGCAACUUUUAAUAGUACAUUUCAGUGUGUUUAGUAACACAACCUAUGUCCUGUAAAGCUUCUACAAGUCAGUUGUGUCUGUCAAAAUACAAACUCAUUCUA